Octopus sinensis (East Asian common octopus) is the source of this 2899-nucleotide messenger RNA. RefSeq names its product angio-associated migratory cell protein. Lineage: Eukaryota; Metazoa; Mollusca; Cephalopoda; Octopoda; Octopodidae. The transcript is spliced from 11 exons. Gene Ontology annotation, molecular function: protein binding. The record is from RefSeq and is a predicted model, not a curated record. Bases 239 to 1453 code for a protein of 404 amino acids.
GUCUCGAUCAUGGGUCUACUUGAUCGGAGAUGACGAAGACCGUCGCCUGCGCCACCACCGCCAACGAUAAUAAAAACAAAAUUAAUAACAACAACUGAAUUAUAAACAUAAAAAUUGAAUAAAAUAUGAAAAAAAAAAUUUGAAAACGUCUUUAAAUUUUAUUAGAGCAAUACAAUAGAUUGUUUAGUCUUUUUUUAAUAUCGGAACUAUAUUUGACUCCACACCGUACUAAACAGAUAUGGAGAAUAACCAUGUGAACGAAGGGUUAGAAGAAAUUGAAGACGAAAUUGUAAAUAUAAACGAAGAAGACAUCGAUCGAGUUAUCGAUGUCGAUGAUAAUGAAGAAGACUUCAAUGAUAUCACAGAAGAUGCAGGGGCUGAGGGCGAAAUUGAAGAUGUGGAAAUGUUCGAACCAGUUUCGGACUCAUCAAAAUUGACAUUUGAGAAACACACAGAUGUUGUCUACUGCAUAUCUCUGCAUCCCUCUGGCCUGAAGAUGGCAGUCACCGGGGGACAAGAUGACAAAGCUUAUCUGUGGGACAUUGAAAAUGGAAACAUAAUUUUGGAAUGUAAAGGACAUAAAGACUCAGUGGCAAGUGUUGCCUUUAGCUUUGAUGGUAUUUAUGUUGCUACAGCUGACCUGAGUGGUCUUAUCAAAGUCUGGAAAGUCAGCAGUAGAGAAGAAGUGUGGUCUUUUGAAUGUGAUGAUAUUGAGUGGAUCCAAUGGCAUUCCCAUGCUCAUGUGUUGCUUGCUGGAACUGCAACUGGCCAAAUUUGGAUGUGGAAGAUACCAUCUGGAGACUGUAAGACUUUCACUGGCCCCAACAGUACAGUAACAUGUGGAAGAAUAUUACCUGAUGGUAAACGAUUGUGUGCUGGUUUUGAGAAUGGAAUGAUGAAGAUUAUUGAAUUGAAAGACCAGACAAGUUUGCACUCUUUGAAUGUUCAUUCUGAAUGUAUCACCUGUUUAGACUGUCACAGUGACAAUAACCUGGUCAUCAGUGGUUCUUCUGAUUUAACCUGUCACAUUACAAAUAUCAACAAUGGCAAGGUUGUAUCUUCUGUGAUCUGUGAUAACAAUUCUCACAAUGCCAACAUGGAUAACUCAGUGGAAUCAGUGGCUUUCUCCAAAACACAUCCUUGGGCUGCUGUUGGUACACUUGAUGGAACCAUAUACUUGUGGGAUGUCCAAGCUGGAAAAUUACGGAAUAAAUGGCAAUUUGAUGGAUCUUUAGUGAAAUUAAAAUGGCUAGAGAACAGUCCACAGUUAUUCACUGCAGGCCUUGAUGGUAUCAUACGACUCUGGGAUACUAGAGACGGUUUACUGAGUAAACAGUGGCAUGGACACAGAGCUGCUAUCAUGGAUUUUGAAAUAUCAAGUGAUGGCUCCCUAAUAGGAAGUGUAUCUCAAGACAAAACAGCCAAGAUUUUCUCUAUGAAUUCUUCCACUUAAAAUUCCAACAAUGACAUUUGGUUUGAAUAGACAUGAAAAAAAAAUAACAACAACCAAACAAUUGCAAAUAAGAUGCAAAGAUUAAAUAAAUAUUUACUUUACAAUCACACAGAUACCAUAUACAAUGGAGAUGUGCAUGCUGGGCUUUCACACAACUUCCAUCUACCAAAUUCAUUCAAGGCAUUUGUUGGCUUAGGGUUAUAGUAGAAGACGACAUGCCCAAGAUGCUGUGUAGUGUGACUGAACCCGAAGCCUUGUGGUUUGCAAAGUGAACUUCUUAACCACACAGCCAUGCCUCCACAAAAAACUCCAAUUCAAGCCUAGCUCUAAGAUGCCGGUUCAGCAAAACAGCCAUUUAGAUUCAGGUUUGCGAAGUAAAUAACAUCCACAAUGGAAAAGAAACAGUUUGUUUCUAUUAUGUGUUAGCUGUUCUGAAUAAUUAAACAAAUAUUAAAGCAUAAACACAUGCUGGCAACCUUUGUUCAUCAUCAAGCAGUGAGUGGCUUGUUAAAUUUGUAUGUGACACAUUGACUCUUGAAAGAAUGAUUAAAAACACAUGGAAAGUUACAUGAAUAAAUUGUAUCUUUAUUUAAAAACCUUGAAACCUUCAGAUGAAGUCUAUAAAAAGAAACUUUUACAAUGGCUAACAAUAUUUUUUCUUUUUUUUUUUUGUUUACUUGGCUAUUACAUGUCUAAAUCUGUAAGUCUAAGAAGAUAGAAUUAUUGCAUAUAAAUGUGUAUCUGUGUGUAUAUGUAAAAUCUAUGCAUAAUGUAGAUAUCUAUGAAUAAAUUGAAAUAACAAUCCUUAUUGCUUUAAAAUUUCUGAGUAACAUUUUUAUUGCUUGAAUCAAGUCAAUAUAUAUGAGAAAAGACAUUUGUAAUGGAUGAAGAUAAUUUUUUUUCUCCAUAAAGUCUAAUUUCACUCUUUAAUUUUUUUUUUUGUGCUAAGAACUUUGAAAAAAAAAGCAUAUACAUAUAUAUAUAUGUAUAUAGAGAGAGCGAGCAAGAUGGAGUUUUAAAUCAAAUGCUCAUUUCGUUAAAAUUUUAAACUGACAUUCUUCAAGAAUCGACCAAAUUUAAUUUUUCACAAGCUAAAUUUAAUAACAAUGAAUGAUACCAGGAAAAAAAAAAAAUCUAUAGUAGCCAAAAAAAAAAAAAAAUUCCCCAAAAAGGCAACAAUGCCCAAAGUUAGUUGAAAUAUUAUAUGUCCAAUUGUUGAAGUCCAUAUUUGCUGAGGAGGAGGAGAAAUACAAAAGUGAAAUCUCUCCUGAUAGCAUUUGUUGAAAAUCUACUUAGAUGGGAUGACUGAGAAAUACACUAUUAUUAGACAGUGAGCAUGGAGUUAAAGCACCAAAAUAUAACAAAACAAUUUUAUGUUGAAGAAAAAUACUAGCAUAACAGCCAUGGAAUUAAACAAAAGGGUUAAAAAAAAAAAAAGAAAAAAAG